Messenger RNA from Myotis brandtii (Brandt's bat), 2132 nucleotides. It is a transcript of the gene TNFAIP8, whose product is annotated as tumor necrosis factor, alpha-induced protein 8. Gene Ontology annotation, molecular function: cysteine-type endopeptidase inhibitor activity involved in apoptotic process. Lineage: Eukaryota; Metazoa; Chordata; Mammalia; Chiroptera; Vespertilionidae. The record is from RefSeq and is a predicted model, not a curated record. The transcript has 2 exons. Gene Ontology annotation, biological process: regulation of apoptotic process. Bases 430 to 1008 code for a protein of 192 amino acids. Gene Ontology annotation, cellular component: cytoplasm.
UGAAAAUACCUCCUGCUCGCCUAUCACAGGUAAUCUCUGUGUUCUUGUGUAGCCGUGGUUUACAGGUAGCAAGUGCAGGCAGCAACCAGUCCCUCCUCACUGGGAUGUGGAGAUCUAUCUGGAGUCACAAUUAAAGGCUACCGAAUGCAUUCCACUACAGGUGACGAAACCCAGCUCCCAGAAUAACAAGCAGGACAACUUUUAAAGUGACUGUUGUUGACCAGUGUCUUCUGUGCAUUUGCGCGGUAAGCUCACGGUGGAUUUUUCUAAAGGACGGUAUAGAUUUUUCUGAAUUACUCUCGGGAAGGACGGACUCUUCCUGAGGUUGAGACAGAUGCCAUAGAAUACAACAGGGUGGCUGUGUGCGUUCCUCCGGUUGGUGUGACUCUGCCAAGGCUCUGUGAGGCUGUCCUGAUUGACAGGGAGAAAAUGCUGAGACUAGUGGCCACAGAUGUCUUUAAUUCCAAAAACCUGGCCGUUCAGGCACAAAAGAAGAUCUUGGGUAAAAUGGUAUCCAAAUCCAUCGCUACCACCUUAAUCGAUGACACGAGCAGCGAAGUGCUAGAUGAGCUGUACCGGGUGACCAGGGAGUACACCCAGAACAAGAAGGAGGCCGAGAAGAUCAUCAAAAACCUCAUCAAAACAGUCCUCAAGUUGGCCAUUCUGUACAGGAAUAAUCAGUUCAAUCAAGAUGAGCUAGCGCUGAUGGAGAAAUUUAAGAAGAAAGUUCAUCAGCUUGCGAUGACCGUGGUCAGUUUCCAUCAGGUGGACUACACCUUUGACCGGAACGUGCUGUCCAGGCUGCUGAACGAAUGCAGAGAGUUGCUGCACCAGAUCAUUCAGCGCCACCUCACCGCAAAGUCGCACGGACGGAUUAAUAAUGUCUUUGAUCACUUUUCAGAUUGUGAUUUUCUGGCUGCCUUGUAUAAUCCCUUUGGGAAUUUUAAACCCCACUUAAAAAAACUUUGUGAUGGCGUCAACAAAAUGUUGGAUGAAGAGAACAUAUGAGCAUGUGAAUUAAGAUGGUGACUGCUCCUGAUUUAUCUGAAGAUGGAGCGCUGUUGAUUUAUGAAGGAAAGAAGAGUUUUUUUGAAGAGUAAACAUAUUUCAGAAAGACUUUGCCCAAUCCAAGUGUCAGACAUUAAUGACAAUGUCUUGUGAAGCUCGUUUUAUUUGAAGAAAAGCAUAUUGCCAAAAGUUGUUAAAUGCUUCUAAGGGUUAACAGAACCUGGGAAAGAUGUUUGGUCGCAUAACGCAAAUGUCGAGUUAUACAGAGAAAAGUAUGUGUGGCUCCAAACCUCGAUGCAUCUUUUUUAGGGCAGUUGUUGUGUUGGCAGCACAUUGGAUAUUUCUAACAUGUACAGAAUUAUGUGUUUUGAUUCACUUUUAUUCCUUACUAUGUAUAUAUACCUCUUUUAAAAAGCCAAGAACUUUCCCUUGCUGUCAUUUCUCCAUUUGAAACCAUUCCAUUUUCAACUCUACCUUUGUCGAACAUUCUUUUGCUAAAUACUUUUGUCAUUGACAUUCAAGAAUUGUCUUUAUUAAGACAUUAAAGAAUUAAGGUAGUCAAAUUGGAACCCUCAGAGAACUAGAAAACUGCUUCUCUAUUAUAGAAAACAACUGUAUUUGAGGUUAUGAAUAAUGUUUAAUAUCAGAUCUGCUUCUGGAGGUGAGUCCUGGUUUUUAGUACCAACCUGACACUUCCCCAAACAUGAUAAUUCCCCAGAACAGAAUGGCAUGCCAUUGCUUUGAAAUGCUUGCUGAGGGCUUAACUUUCAUGUUACCUUGAAAAUGUGCUGAUGGACUCUCCAUUUUUAAUAUUCAUUUCAAAUGUAAAAGACAAAGAAAACUCUAGAUUGUUCUUGAUAUUAGGGCAAUAAAAAGUACGUGAUAUUAAGAAAAUUAAAACAAUCUUUCUUUUAGAGAUGAGCCCAUCAAAAUAAUUUAGGGUAAUGAGGGGCAAAAGGGAAGAAAGGAUAUUACCACAGAACAUGAGAAUGAAAAUGAAUGCAUUUCAAUGCUUAGUAAGGUUUGAUAGGUAAAUAAAGAAUGCCACUUUUUUAUUUAACUGAAAAGGUUUUUGCUAUUUUUUUAUUUGCUAUUGUGAUAAGUAAACCAGAGUAUUUGCAUUU